AUGGGCAGCCAGGGAAAACGACCCGAUAGCACAUGUCGCACCUGUAAGGGAUGUCGUCUGAAAAAGGUGCGAUGUGAUGGCAUCCGUCCUCGCUGCAGAUCAUGUCGCGUGCGAGACCAGCCGUGCGAGUAUCCGCCGGACGCCCGUCGAUCUGCGACUCGGGGAAAGAAAGAAGAUAUCAGACAACAGCAGGCACAGCUGGAAGAAGUCCGCAACAGCAUUACCUGGCGAGAAAGCCACCUCCCUUCUCCGGGGGUCUCGGUGGAAGUCUCCAGGGAUGUUAGCGGUGGGCCCAGCCGGGUCUGUGGCAGUAGUGGCUUGAAUGAACGGCCUGUCCAGGCCUCUUUGCCUGAGUCGCACUGCUCACCUCUCUUUCUAGAUCCUAGGGAUGAGACCACCGAUUCUCAGCGUCUAGUGACGAGGGGAAAUUCAGAUACACCAGCAGAAGCGUCUCAGUCCAACGAACCAGUUCGAGUCCUAUCUCCGGAAUCCGCGGCGGAUAACAAUGAGGAACAAGUCUAUGGUGCCACCAGUCUCCUCCGCAUACAGUCCCUACAAGGAAUUUUGAGAUCUCCUCCUGCAUGCUCUGGAAGCGCCGUACCGUCCUGUGACAAAAUAGCACAGCAAGAACUCAUCUCUGCCGCAGCAAUCGGCAGACAGGCCGAGCUGACCAUCUUCUCCAUGCCGACGGUCGGCCAAAACAUUGACUUCGACGGCAUACCCAAAGACCUGGGGAUGCACCUACUUGGUCUACACUGGAACCGACAGCACCUAUCAUACCUUCUUUCAUACCGCCCUGCCAUCAUGGAUAGCUUGAUUAACAAUGGUCCAUACGUCAAUAAACUUCUUCUCAACGCUAUCUUCUAUUCCAGCUGUCUUUACAGUGACCAGUGCUGCUCGUAUCUGAGAGACCCGAAUCCACAAGAAAGUGCAGCGAGAUUCUACAAUCGCUUCAAAAUCCUCCUUCCCAAUUAUCUCGAAAGGCCCACAAUGCCCACAAUCGUGGCACUUUUGUUGUGCGGCUCUACCCUGGUGCCCCAGGGUAAACAAAGUGUCGGAUGGACAUUUUGCGGAAUGGCAUAUAGAAUGUUGAUCGAUCUUGGAUAUCAUCUUGAUAUCCCGGCUACCACGCAGAUGGAUUUGCCUACGACACUCUCUACUACGGAGCUCGAAAUUCGCAGAAGAGUAUUCUGGGGGGCUUAUGUGUGCGAUAAAUUCCAGUCCAUCUUCCUUGGACGAUCCCCCGCCCUCUCCGCCUCGGUAGGGACCAUUUCCAGGGAAUACCUCGACACCUACGAAGAGUUGGAGGAGUGGAGGCCUUAUACAGAAGAACUGAGCAAUUUAGAUUCCAAUGCCGCUGCCUAUAGGGGGCGGCCUUCAUAUGCGCUUAGCACGUUCAGAAACCUGAUCCCUCUGUGCACUAUCGCCUCGCGGAUUAUCGAGGAGUUCUAUUCCCCUCGUGUAAACUGCUCCCCUGAGUCAAGUUUGCUCCAGGCCAGACUGGAGAUCAGAGGCUUGCUAGAUGAUUGGAGAUCUUCCCUCCCACCACAUUUGCGUUUCGAUCCGAACGCCGAUAUGACCCCCCCGCCACACCAGAUCACACCACACACAACCUAUUGGACUUUGGUAAUUCUCCUCGAACAACCAUUCGUCCAGCACGAUGACUCUCCUGUAGAAUCCGAAUCGCAGAAGGAGGGAGUUGAAAAAUGCAUCGAAGCAGCAAUUCAAAUUUGGAGACUGGUUGAAGCAUAUAGGGAAGCCUUUACACUUCGAAGGGCCCAAUAUAGCAUAUCAUACGCUACAUACUGCGCUGCCCUAGUUAUGCUGAAACAAUGCCCUCGGGAUCGCGUCGGAUAUAUCCAAUGCGUUCACUUUUUCUGGGAUGCACUUCUCGAGUUCCAGAGAGGCUGUAGUGCGGGCCUGAAAAAGCCUCUGAAGUUAUUGAAAUCCCUGAUGACCUGCUUCGGGAAUGUGGUGCGCGAUAACGACACCAAUCGCCCCGAUGGUAGACAGGCGCCCGACCUUGAUAUCCAAGACAACGAGUGUAUUACUGCUUUUGACCCCGGUAGUUGGGGUGACCUGGGAUUGGACGCCCUGUCAGAUGAAUUUUCAUUCGCAAACAAUAUGACAUUCGACUUCUUCAUAUAA
Aspergillus puulaauensis is the source of this 2148-nucleotide messenger RNA. RefSeq lists its product as uncharacterized. The record is from RefSeq and is a predicted model, not a curated record. NCBI's taxonomy places the organism in Eukaryota, Fungi, Ascomycota, Eurotiomycetes, Eurotiales, Aspergillaceae. The transcript is spliced from 4 exons. Gene Ontology annotation, biological process: DNA-templated transcription; regulation of DNA-templated transcription. The coding region runs from base 1 to 2148 and encodes 715 amino acids. Gene Ontology annotation, molecular function: DNA-binding transcription factor activity, RNA polymerase II-specific; zinc ion binding; DNA binding.